AUGUCCACUCCGUCUCGAGGAGCUGGGAACUUUAAUAAUCCAAUUUCACUUGAUUCCUCAGAUGAUGACAAACCCGCGCGAAGUCAAGCUGGACCUUCAAGGAUUAGGUCAAACCCUCGAGGCAGCUCAACUACUUCGACGAGGAGAGUUAGUCUUCCUCAACCCCGUGGAGACUUAGAUCUUUCUCUUGACGAUUCAGGAUCCGACACUGCCAUUCCCUCUUCCUCUUCCUCUUCCAAGCGUAAAUCCACACGUACAACUUCCAACCUCCUCCGGAAUGCGAUAGAUCUAAGUGAUGAUCGAUACAUUACAUCAUCACCACAUCAAUGGAUAACGCAGACUACAAAUGAACCUGGAUCAUGGACCAAUCCAGUAAAACUAGAACCGAGUGCUAUCAGGAUCAUGAAAUCAAGAGAGGAUGCACCUGCGCCAAGUGGAUCAUGGUUGAACCCAGCUCCGUUCGUACUUCCAAAUCAUUCGAACCCACAAAGUGAAGCAGAAACGCAAAAUCAACAUGAAGCUGGAAGUUGGUUGAAUCCCACUACGUUUAUACCCACUUCCUCAUCUUUACCUCAACCAACCACAUCCGACCCCCAACCUACUACAUCUUGCCCUCAACCUCCUAAUCUUGCCGCUGCUGAAUCGUGGGAUUUGAUCCAAUCUUCUAUAUCGGGAAUAUCAACUCCUGGAACAUCCACUCCACAAUCGCUUGUUGAGCCAUCUGGAACAUGGUUGAACCCGGCAACUCUCGUCCUUCCCACAUCGAAUUUGGCAGACGUCGAACCAAAUAUACAGAGACAAGAGGAAGAGCAGGGACAGUUGGAUGAUGAAGAAGCAGAAGAUCCAUUCUUCAUCGAUCUGACUCCGUUUCAACAAGCGAGUCAAUCAAAGAUUCAAGAUGAUAAAUGGACAGAUGCUACUGCCAUAAUCCCUUCAAUAGGGUUACCUUCACAACAACCCUUGCCAGAUGCGUCCGGUGACAAACCAACAUCGUUGGUAGAAGCCUCCGAGGAUACUCAAAAUUCAACAUUUGAUAAACCCGAAUCAGGUGUUCCUCUUGAGCCUCUUCCCAACGUAUCUCAUCCACCGACCCCCUCCCCUGGAUUGGGCUCAUGGUCAAAUCCAGCACCAUUUGGACCUACUCAUAAUGCAUCACUUCCACGACCCCACUCCCCCGAGCUAGGUUCAUGGCUGAACCCAGCACCAUUCGUGCCUUCUUCAAGUUUCAAACGGUCACCAAGUCCCACUGAGUUGGAAAGAGAGGAAUCCAGGAUCAGGAAGGGAAAAAUGAGGAAAUUGGAUUCGCCUCUCACUGAGAACCUUGAAGCUCAAGCACAAGUGCAAGUGUCUGUUGACGUCGCGAGUUCCCACCUGAAAGAAGAACCAAAGAAGCGAAAAGGUCCAAGCUGGGUCACAGCCGAUCAAGCGGUGGAAAAGAAAGCUUCAACCCAUCCCGCUGUACUAUCACCCAUCCGUGAUAAGCAAGAUGAUAUACCGCAGACUACGAAGGCGGUACCUAUAGAGAAGGACCAAGUGCCGAUGUACGAGACAACAUCAUCAGUGAAUGUCGACAUGGAGAUUGCGGCCGCUCUCCAAGCGUUAGAAGGAUUCCAAACACCCGUUGCUGAAGAUUCAAUAACGCCGUUCGAUCAGACAAUGGACUUAUUCGUGAAAUCAAACUUCCCACUAAGAGACGCUUAUGCACGGCCGUUGGAUGUUUUAACAGCUCAGGCAGAAAUCUCAGCGUUACCAAUACAAGCUGCUGAUCCAGCUGCAGACGUGAUGGCACCCGAUUUGGAGCUGGUUGAAGCUGACUUACCGUUACCUUCGACUGCGGCUGCAGCUUCAACAGAGCCUAUUGCAUGUGUUACACGUUCGAACGAUGAUCAAGACAUGGUAUCAGCAAUUCAGUCUCCAUCGGCGUUAAUUGCAGCUCAAAGUGAACAAGUACAUCUGCCGGAUACCUCGGCGGAGGCAUCGGAAGCUCCAAUCUUACAAGAGAUUGUACCGGAGGGACAAAUUGACGAGGCACCUUCAAAAGCAAAAAUCGUACAAGACACGUCAGAUGAGCAACUCUCUUUACCUCGGGUGGAAAAGCCAUCAACAACAGCGAAAGUUACCCCACACAUCUCCAUUGUUUCGAUACCCCAAACACCGCUAUCAAGUGACAGUCAAGAGGUUGAAGCGGAACUGAACGCGAUCUUGAUCAGUCCUAUCGCAGAUAUGAGCUCUCUUGCUGUCCAAGAAGAUGUGCCUGAAAUAUCCUCUGAUCAAGGUUUGUCAGGGGACACACAGCUACUGCUGCCCGAAGUUAUUGUAGAGGCAGAAUCUUCAGCCAAUGAUUCGUUCUCGCCGGUCCUCCCGACCGGAUCACCUGAUAGUCCCCCUGGAGCUGUAUUCGAUACCGUGCUCUCGACCUUGAGAACAGACGUAGACGUUAAACCCACAUUACCCGUACUCUCCCUGCCUGCAGCGUCUUUUGGUACUUCCUUGUCACAUCCUAUCGAGAUAGAGCUAGAUGACGAUGACUUGGAUUGCUUGACUAGCGAUAGGGAGGAUGAAAGUAGCUUACUGGAAGGGGCCGAACAUGAGGUACAGAAAGCCCGGAUUGGCCUGGACGAAGUCGAGAUAAUAGCUGGACCUUCUGAUACUGGUAAUAGACUCACACGUCAUAUUCGUCGAUCUAGCAGUGUGCUAUCAAUUGAGGAGAUCAAAAGUGACGACUUCAUCCCCAAGGCCAACGCUUCUCGACGUGGCAGCCGGAUCUCACAUGGCACGAUGACGAGCAGUAUAAUAGCUGCCUCGAGUUCGACGAUAGGGCAAACGCUGAAUUAUCUCCGAACACGAACGCAGGCGAAGCGAAACAGUCCCCCUCUUUCGAUCUCAACCACAAGAACGAAAUCGCCCAGUCCAAAGUUCGAGGUUGUGAUUCCCACUCGAUCAAAACAGGCUUGGAGGAAGAUCGUUGAAAAUGAAGGAGAAUCAGACGUGGAAGAGAUGUUAGACGAGAAUUCGGAUGGUUCGCCAUCGAGCGGACCGUCAAACACAGUCGACAUGAUUGAACACAAUGGUUAUACCCUUCAAAGUGCAUUCCCGAUCUCGGGAGAUGUAUCUACACCUUCGGACGUUGUGGAGACGCAUAUUCAUACGAUGCUCAAUGACACAAUACCCGAUCCGUCACCACCACUUGAUCGAAGAUCACGAGCGAACCGUACGCUCAACACUUCAUUAAUCGAUGAAUGGAAUCGGAAAAAGCCUCGUUUAACACAAAACCCCUCUCUCCAUCGAGCAGUGUUUGAAGCAUACAUGGCACAAUGCACAUCAGCUGAUGAGCCUCAAGCGGACGAAAUCAGGGUUGUCAACGAUGUCGAUUCAGAAGGUGCACCGCCAGACUUUGAGUUUCAAUACUCGAAUGAUAUGCUGUAUAAUCCAGAUGUACCGGAUCCAGAACUGGGUUUAGGUUGUGAUUGUGAGGGUCCUUGUAAUCCAAACAGUAAAACUUGCAGUUGUGUGAAAAGACAAGAGGCGUAUUUCUAUGAUUUAGGCAUGAAGGGUUUUGCUUAUGAUCACCUAGGAAGAAUCAAAGAGUCCACAGUCAGUGUUUGGGAGUGUGGCAAGAACUGCGGCUGUCCUCCUGAAUGUAUCAACAGGGUGAUCCAGAGAGGCAGACGUAAGGACACGAAAAUUGAACUGUUCAAAACAAAUUGGAAAGGCUGGGGUGUAAGAGCUAGAGCUGCUAUAUCUGCUGGAACGUUCUUAGGCAUUUAUGCCGGCGAAUUGAUUAGUGAAUUGGAUUCAGAAGAAAGGGGCUUAUUGUAUGCACAGAUUGGUAGAACAUAUCUGUUCGACUGCGAUGGUUGGCAAAUCGCUAAUCCACCUUCUGGACUACAUCGCAUCGAUCCUAGAUUAGCUGAAUUGGCUGAAUUGUCAGCUGAAAGAGCAAGGAUGGCAGAUGGGGAAGCUGAUGAUCCAAGUUAUGUGUAUUCGGCAUACAGCGUUGAUGCUUUUCACUACGGGUUUACCAGAUACUUUAACCAUUCCUGUGAUCCUAAUCUUGCCAUCACGCAGGCUUAUGUAAAGGACUUCCACCCAGAACGACCCAUAUUGGUCAUAUUUGCUCGACGCAACGUUGCUCGUAACGAAGAACUCUGUAUAUCAUACAAAGGUAUCCCAGACGACGAGGAAAUCCCAAUACCUGUUCCACAACCUAAACUUACUACUCGAUAUGCCAAACAGAAGAAAUCGAAAACUUCAGCUUCUGCACAUGUGACAGGUACAACAAAGGGUAAAGUAGCUGCCAAAGAUAGAUGCAUGUGUAAAACAUCUAGGUGCGACGGGAGAAUGUUUAAUUACGGUGGAUGA
Kwoniella shivajii is the source of this 4362-nucleotide messenger RNA. RefSeq lists its product as uncharacterized. Lineage: Eukaryota; Fungi; Basidiomycota; Tremellomycetes; Tremellales; Cryptococcaceae. Gene Ontology annotation, cellular component: nucleus. The transcript is spliced from 14 exons. The record is from RefSeq and is a predicted model, not a curated record. Gene Ontology annotation, molecular function: protein binding; double-stranded DNA binding; histone methyltransferase activity. The coding region runs from base 1 to 4362 and encodes 1453 amino acids.